UGCUUUUCACCUGUUACUUCGGCCUUGGGCUUUCUCAGAGAAAGAAGAUUUUCCUUUCACUCUGCAAAUCAGCAGAUCCAACCAAAAUCUCCAUCUUUUUCUUUUCUAAUAGAACUUUGGUUGGCAAUGCUGAAGCUUCAAAAUCCUCUUUUCCUCCUACCCCUUUUGUGUUUCUGCUUUGUUUACCUCAGUGAUGCUUCAGUUCAUGACUACAAUGGAGAGAAAUUCGUCAGUAAAGGCAAUGCGUUCAUCGUCCAUGGCGGCAGCGAAGGCAUUUAUUCUUCUUUUGCUGAUCCCCAGAAUGUAACUUCCAUUGGUGGCGACUCUUACAUCCGUUUUGAGAAGAUCACAUUCCAUAGACCAAAAGAAUUUGCUAACUUUAGCUCACAGUCAAUCCAAGCAAUUGUUUUUGAAGUGCAAGAUAGAGAGACAAUUGGGGGUUCAGCUUAUGGGGGUCAAAGAGCUGUUUGUUGCACAGCAGAUCUUGCAAAACUGGGUGUUUGUUCGGAAGGAGAAGUUAUUCAUCGCCCUUCCACUCACAAUCCUAGCUGGCCCAAAGUGUUGCGCAUAUCAUUUAAUGGAGAUGAUGUGGUUGCAACAUUGCCAUCACAGUCUAUACAGAUUACUAAAACUGGGAUGUAUAACUUGUACUUCAUUCACUGUGAUUUAAAUCUUAAAGGUUUGACUGUAGAGGGGAAAACUGUAUGGAAAAAUCCUACUGGUUAUCUACCUGGUAGAAUGGCACCACUGAUGAAUUUCUAUGGGUUCAUGUCCCUUGCUUUUGUGAUCCUCGGAGUCUUUUGGUUCUCGCAAUAUGCAAGAUUUUGGAGAGAGGUUCUUCCUUUACAAAACUGUAUAACAUUAGUGAUAACGCUUGGCAUGCUUGAGAUGGCUCUUUGGUAUUUUGAUUAUGCUGAAUUCAAUGAGAGUGGAAUCAGGCCCGUCGCAAUCACUAUGUGGGCAGUCACCUUUGGCACCAUCAAGCGUACAAUUGCGCAGAUUAUUAUGCUGAUGGUUGCCAUGGGUUAUGGUGUUGUGAGACCUACUCUUGGUGGGCUUACUUCAAAAGUAAUCAUGCUUGGUGGAACCUUCUUCCUGGCAUCUGAAGUUCUUGAGUUGGUAGAAAAUGUUGGUGCAGUGAGUGAUCUAUCUGGAAAGGCAAGACUGUUUUUGGUUCUUCCUGUGGCAAUCUUAGAUACCUUCUUCAUUCUUUGGAUAUUUACAUCUCUCUCCGCAACUCUAAAUAAACUUCAGGCUAGAAGGAUGGUGGUAAAGCUGGAUAUAUACAGGAAGUUCACAAAUGCAUUGGCGGUAGCUCUUAUUGUGUCUGUGGGUUGGAUAUGCUAUGAGCUUUAUUUCAAGUCAAAUGAUGUUUACAAUGAGCAAUGGCAGAAUGCCUGGAUCAUCCCAGCCUUCUGGCAAGUCUUAUCCUUCUCUCUGCUAUGUGUCAUUUGUGUUCUUUGGGCGCCCUCUCAGAAUUCAAUGCGGUAUGCUUACUCUGGAGAACCAAAUGAAGAUUUUGACAAAGAUGAUACUACUUUGACACUCAUAAAACCAUCUCCAACACUUUCAAAAGAUUUUCGAAGUGCAACUGAAGCUAAACCAGUGCAGGGCAGUAAUGGAGCAUAUAAUGGUGACUUGGAAGAAGACAAAACAGAAUGAUUUAAAAGCUGUGAAUCUGUGAUGCUUAGAACUUGGUUCAACCUUCGUUUGAACUACAACAGUAUCGGGGUAUGGCAAGCCAAUCAUUACAACCAAAAGUCAGCUGUUGAACUUUUUAUUUCCUUUUUUUUUCUAACCUCAAAGUUCAUAUUGUUUCUUUGUAUCUGUUCAUUUAAAUUAGUCAAUAAAUUGUUCACCUGUUAGUUGUUACAAAGGGAACAGGCAAUCCGUGCAAUGUCCUAUCUGAUAUUAAUAUAGUUUGUGACAUGUAAUUUAACACGCUUUUUUUUUUUUUAACGAACUGGUAUUGGCCACUGAUAUUUGGAGAAAAUCCAUUAAAUGAGAAGUCAACUGCAUAGACCACCUAGCUCUUCUUGAAAGUGAUUUAUGCUCCAGAAUCCUCGCGUCAAAAAGAAGGAAAAUAUGGGAAGAAGCCUUUCUUUUUUUUGUUCUCCUUUAUCCUGUCUAGAAAGAGAAGGAGAGGAGAAUGGACAUCAUAGUCAUAUGUUGCAUGCUCUUCAGGUUAGUCCGCAUUAAACUGUCCUUGAUUGGUAAGUAUAACUAUCCUUCCCUCAUUCUUGAGAUGGCCAUUGUUUUCUAAAUUGUAACAUGCCCUUUUUUUCUGUUUUGAGAAAUUGUGCAACUUUCCUGGAUGAAUUUCCAUCUAUUAUCUAAUAAUAAUGGACCUUUUGAGAGUCAACCAAUUUAUCUAAUUAGAUUUACUGAAUUAAAUAGCAAAGUGUCAGGUAAAGGACCUUUUGCAGUGUGCUUUUGGAUGAUCAAUGAGAGGCAUUUUAUUUAUACGCUAACAAAGUCAUGCAAAAGUAGUGCAUUGGCAAGGCAAGCAUUGACUUGACC
This is a messenger RNA of Durio zibethinus, 2520 nucleotides long. RefSeq lists its product as uncharacterized. Gene Ontology annotation, cellular component: Golgi apparatus; membrane. The record is from RefSeq and is a predicted model, not a curated record. Lineage: Eukaryota; Viridiplantae; Streptophyta; Magnoliopsida; Malvales; Malvaceae. Gene Ontology annotation, biological process: transport.